AUGCCCCAUUCACACCCAUCACCUACACCACGACCAUGCCCCCUUCACACCCAUCACCUACACCACGACCAUGCCCCUUCACACCCAUCACCUACACCACGACCAUGCCCCCUUCACACCCAUAACCUACACCACGACCAUGCCCCCUUCACACCCAUAACCUACACCACGAUCAUGCCCCCUUUCACACCCAUCACCUACACCACGACCAUGCCCCCUUCACACCCAUCACCUACACCACGACCAUGCCCCCUUCACACCCAUCACCUACACCACGACCAUGCCCCCUUCACACCCAUCACCUACACCACGACCAUGCCCCCUUCACACCCAUCACCUACACCACGACCAUGCCCCCUUCACACCCAUCACCUACACCACGACCAUGCCCCCUUCACACCCAUAACCUACACCACGACCAUGCCCCCUUCACACCCAUCACCUACACCACGACCAUGCCCCCUUCACACCCAUCACCUACACCACGACCAUGCCCCCUUCACACCCAUCACCUACACCACGACCAUGCCCCCUUCACACCCAUAA
Messenger RNA from Oncorhynchus nerka (sockeye salmon), 546 nucleotides. RefSeq lists its product as uncharacterized. The transcript has a single exon. The coding region runs from base 1 to 546 and encodes 181 amino acids. NCBI's taxonomy places the organism in Eukaryota, Metazoa, Chordata, Actinopteri, Salmoniformes, Salmonidae. The record is from RefSeq and is a predicted model, not a curated record.